This is a messenger RNA of Daphnia carinata, 5502 nucleotides long. RefSeq names its product roundabout homolog 2-like. Gene Ontology annotation, molecular function: protein binding. The record is from RefSeq and is a predicted model, not a curated record. The transcript is spliced from 9 exons. Bases 1380 to 4982 code for a protein of 1200 amino acids. NCBI's taxonomy places the organism in Eukaryota, Metazoa, Arthropoda, Branchiopoda, Diplostraca, Daphniidae.
GGGCUUAUCAUUUAUUCAAAAUCAAUAUGGCUAUACUGCUGCUGCCGUUGACGGUGUCCAGAUAAAAAUGGGAAGAAAAUAUUAUUUCAAAAUAGAGGGAGGCGUGUUAUUGUUCCGACGUUGGCUCCUCUAAAAAGAAAACGAUAUUCCAAAAGUUCUAUAUUUGUUUAGAUGUUUUUUUCUUUUCUUCCUUCGUAUGUUGAGACAACCUCUUUUGCCAGUUUUUUUAAGGGCGAAAGAAUGGGACGACCAGAGGGUGGAAAAAUAUCGUCUGCUCCCAGCAGCAGUUGAUGACAGAUGACAACAUUUUCACACACUUGUAUUUUUCUUUUUUCUUUUCCAUCAAAAAAAUCCCUCCUGCUGGGAUUUUCAUCUCGUCACCCUCUGCGAGACAAUUUCAACGACGUAAUAAUGCAAGAAAAAAAUAGAGAAAAAAAUGCAACGUAAGAAAAGAAACUUGUUUUCUCGCCCUUUAACUUUAUUGUUACUGCGGGGAAUGAAAGACUUUUGCCCGACUCCCAGGCAACCCUUCAGGGCGGCAGUAUGAGAUAUAUAUUAUUAAUGAUUUCGAUCGAGAAAAGAAAACGACAUGUUAGAUUCCGCCUUCCUUCCUCCUGCCUCGUGACAGCUGCGAGCGUGUCAAAAGUUUCUGCGUUCGUAACAAAUGAUUUUUUCGUACACACUCUUUAACAUAACCCUCUCUCUCUCUCUCUCCCCCUAUGGUCUACCACCUUAUAGGGUCUCUUUUGUGUACUCGGGAAUCGUUUUAAUCCGUCGGGUAUUUCCGACAUACCCUUUCGUUAAUAUUUGAAUUGUACUAGGAAAAGUCAUUAUCAAGCUCGGUAAUUCAUAGAAUUUAGGAUUCGACAAAUAGGUGUUGAAAUCGCAAAAUAAAUUGAGAGGGAACACAAAUGAAAAAUAAACAAUAACAAAUAACACGAACCUGCUACGCUUGCGCAGCAUUGCCGUUUUUCCUCGUUGACAGCGAACAACGAGGGCGCUCUUGUCUGGGCACGUUCAGUGUGGCAGUACCCGCCGUCGAUGUUGAAUCUCUCGUCUGUCUCCUCGUGUUGAAACGUCUCGCUUUGCAAAAGGGUUUUUAAACCAGUCUCGUUGUGUGUGGUAUUCUUGAAGUUUUAUUUUACUAUCAGUGGACAUUGACGAGAAAAAAGAAAAUUUUAAUUUCCUCGUGGCUUUUUCGUGUGUGAUGUUUCUGUGAACGGAAGAAACAAAAAAAGUGAUAGAACCAACAUAUUUUUGGAAGGUUGCCAUGAUCGGUUGAACCGGAUCCUCGCCCUUCCUCCUUUUUCUAUUAAAGGGGGAAAAGAAAGAAAAACAGUUUUUCUUUUCUUUUUGGGUUCCGAAUUAGAAACCCCCAAAUGGCUGCUGCUACUUGUCCAACUCCCAAGAUGACUACCACAUCCUGCUGCUGCCUCUUCAUGUCCCGUUUAUUACUUUACUACUGGCUAGCGUUCAUCAUCCAACCAGGAGGAAUAGCGGGCCAGCAGAGCGGUAAUCGAGCAAGUACAACCCUUCUGGUCCCUCCUCGGAUUAUCGACGACCCGACGAACGUGACGGUUUUGCGUAACGAACCAGCCACUCUGCGAUGCGCUUUCGAUGGUAUACCUCCUCCGGAGGUGACUUGGUAUCGAGAAGGCGAAGCAUUAGAACCUCGCGGACAUCGACUAGUCCUGCCCGAUGGGGCGCUCUUCUUCCUGCGAGUCACGCAAAGCCGCGGCGGAGGUGGUCGGAGUGGCGGCGGCGGCGACGCCGGCACGUACUGGUGCGUUGCCCGCAACGCCGCCGGCCAAGCCAGAAGCCGCAACGCAACUUUAACCGUAGCCUAUUUGCAAGCUGAUUUCCGUCGAAUUCCGGAAUCGACUCGAGCUGUUGUGGGUGAUCCGGCUCGUUUUUACUGUUUAGCACCGAAAGGUCAACCGGAGCCGGAGGUGACCUGGCGCAAAAAUGGCGUCCCCAUCGAAGGAUGGGAUGAUGAAUUAGGUUCGCUGGACAAAGAAAGGGUGCAUGUUGAAGAGACGGGCGAUUUGAUUAUACGGCACGUGCUGGCCAGCGACGAGGGAAAGUACCAGUGCGUCGCUCACAACAUGGCCGCUACUCGAGAAUCACCGGCCGUCUCAUUAUCCGUCUACGUUCGUCCUCAAGUGUCCGUUCCUCACACGGAAUUGGUUAUCGUGCUUGGUGAGGAAGCCGUUUUCGAGUGUCAGGCAUCCGGUGAUCCAGCACCGAGACUUCUAUGGCGACGAUUAGAUUCCAGUACAAGUUUAACUCCGCUUAAAUCGGAUGAUACCGCAAAUCGAUCCACUUUCAAGAUCCAACAUGUCGCGCUCGUUGAUGCUGGCCAAUAUGUCUGCGAAGUGGAGAAUGCCGUUGGCAAGGCCUCAGCUGUUACCGUAUUGACUGUUCUCGUUCCACCCAACUGGAACGUCCAACCGCCUCCGCAAAUCCAAAAUGAAGCAGGACAAUCUUUGAGCGUUGAUUGUAGCGUUAACGGCAUGCCACCUCCAUUGAUCUUUUGGCGGAGGGAAGUCGGUUUGCUGGACGUGGGCAGUAACGGUAGCCGAUGGCAAAUUGCGGCCAAUGGAACGUUGAGCAUCCGCCAACUUGAAACGGGAGACGCCGGUCCGCUUUAUUGCGCUGCUAUUAAUCCGGGAGGAGCUCUUUUGGCACGAGUCAACCUGGACGUGACUGUUCCAGCUAUGGCAGUGCCCAUCUACUUUCAAAUCGGUCCUGCUAAUCAAACGCUACCCAUCCGAUCUCCGGCCCUUCUUCAGUGUCACGCGCAACCGGAUGGGCCUGGACAAGAAGCUGAUAUCCGUUGGACUCGUAACGGCCAGCCAGUCAAUCAGAGCCAGCCUGGACUUGGCAUUUUGCCAACUGGAUCGCUACAGAUCGAUCAUCUCCAGCCAGAAGAUUCCGGAAUGUAUACAUGCUGGGCAACGAGCAAACAUACCACUCAAAUCUCUUCCUGGACAGCUACUUUGCUUGUCGAGAACCCCAUAAAUCCCAACGUGGCAUUCAAUCGAGCGCCUUCCGAUCCAUUGGCGUUGCCCGGUCCACCCUCACAGCCCGUACCCACCAACCAAACUGCCCAUUCAGUGACCAUUACAUGGCAAAGUAGCAGCCGGAUGGGCGCCUCGCCACUCGUCGGCUACACAGUCGAAAUAUAUAGCCCGUCAUCUGAGGCACUGUUGCCCGGCUCGUGGACUUGGGGUGAAACGAGCAAUCAAUCUUCAUGGCUAGUGGCUGUCCGGAAGCUGAAAGCCAAUACGUACACGAUUGACGGACUGAAAGCGGGCAGUUGGCUUCUUUGUCUCGUCCGGGCCGAGAACUCUCACGGCCUCUCCCUGCCCAGUCCCGUCUCCCAAUGGAUCCACUCUGCCGCUCACUUGGCAGACGCCGACGUCGCCCAGACCCGCGACCUUCUUUCCGGCUCUCUGAUGCAGCUGGAUCGGGUCCAGGCACUCAGUUCCACGGCCGUCGAACUCCACUGGGACAUUGUCGACGGCGAGAGCUACAUCGAAGGCCUCUACCUCUUCCAUUUUGAAACAUCGUCGCCCACCUUGCCCGUUCGCACGGCGCACAUUGUCAAGGAUCCCGGAUCGAUGACCUACACUCUGUCGGAUCUGCGGCCAGACACCAACUACACCGUCUUCCUCGUUCCGUUUUAUGGUACGGUCGAAGGUCGUCCGUCCAAUAGCCGGACAGUUAGAACCAAUCCAGAUGCGCCCAGCGGAUAUCCGCAAAACGUCAGCGUCAGGCAAUUCAACGAAAGCAGCGUCCUGGUUCAGUGGUUGCCUCCGCCGGUCGAUCAACGUAACGGCCUGAUAAGCGCCUACCAGAUUUUCGUCUACUCUGCCGAGACGAACAUGCUGUUAGCCAAUUUGACGCUACCGUCGUCGUCGACGUCCAUCGCCGUUGGCGGACUUGAAGGCGGCACUCGCUACGCUUUCCGGGCGGCCGCCUGGACUCAAGUGGGAUUAGGUCCUAGUUCCCCUGCAGUGAUUUUAGCCAUCGAAAUCAAUCAAUCGUCGUCAACGGUUCCAAUGACGGAUCAAGAAGCUUCCAAUCCAUUUCCGACUCACGUGGCCCAGGAAACUUUGAUGAUUAUUCUGGUGGGUGGCACCCUGCUGGUUUUACUUUUGACGGUGAUUUUGGUGGUGAUUGUCCGGCGGCGGAAAGUGUGCCGGGACGGCAGUCGGUCCAGGUCGAGUGCACGGGGGAAUCAAAGCAAUCACCUGCUCUGGCCGCUUCCGUCGCAACCGUGGGCCAAUAAUUCCUCGUCCAACGACCCGUCCAAAGACGUCCAUCCCCAACUGGGACCCGACUACGCCGAAGUGUUUCACCACGCCAAUCCCAGCAUGUCGUCAUUUGCAUCGUCAUCUCAACAUCCGCAGACACUUCAACCGGCCAACAUGACAGCCGCCUCUGCAUACGCUUCCACCACACUAAUCCGCAACUCGUCGGCGUCAUUACCGUUUCGCUAUCAGCCGUCGGCUGCUGGGCGCAGCGUCCCUCAGCUAUUGGCCGAAGGCUCUGUCCGUAAUUCCAGCCAACCGUUGGUGCCCAAUUGGCUGGAAUUGUUGCCCCCUCCGCCGCAACAUCCCCCGCCGCCAUUAGUGGCUGCCGGCAGUAAAAUAGACUAUCAACCACCUUUUUUAACUGCUACCUUACCGUCGACCAUUCACGCUGCAUCAAAUACCUGCGCCGCUCCGCCGAGUUUUAAUCCGGCUGGAGGCGGACAGCAUUAUCCUUUCCGCUCGUCAUUCAACAACGCUCAAUCACAGCCGACGCUGCUGGCCAACCAACACCCCCGCAAUUCCUUAUUUUUGCGACAGUCGCAACAUCGUCAAUCCAGUCGCUACCAAAGCGAAGAUUUAGUAGCACCCCAAGAAGUAGAGGGCCUCUACGCCACCUGUACCUACGACCAAAUCGAACCGUACCCGCUAUCGUCAUAUCGUUAAAAAUUAAUUGGAAACCCUUUCAUAUUCGGCUCUAGUCACCGUCUUCUUGUCUCCAGGUGAGCGGUUAGAUCGAUUGAUUCACUACCCCGCCAUGAGGUAAUUAUUGAUUCAAUUCAUUUUGACCCAUGAAAAAAAGAAAACAAAUCAUUGACACUGUGGCUGCGUGAUGUUUAAAGAUGACACACAUUUUUUGAAAAACCAAAAAAAAAAAAAAAAUUUCGCUUGGCGUUGUGAGCGUUUCAUACCUUUGUGUUUCUAUAUGUUUUUCUUCUCAUUAUUAAUAUUAUUAUUCAGUCUCUUUUGAUGUGAAACUUUCAAUGUGCUGUGAUAAUUUUCCAACAGGUCAACAACCCAUUUCUACAUGGCUGUUUUUUUUUUCUUUUUUUGUUUCUUGAUUGUAAUACUCUGAAUGGAAUUAUAUGGAUGUAAAUAUUUGUGGCUGUAUGGUGAGAAGACGAGCUACCAUCCCACAGCUUGCGCCACCUUCAACUACGGGCAGUAAAUAAUGGAUUGAAAAUCU